This is a messenger RNA of Pleuronectes platessa (European plaice), 2323 nucleotides long. RefSeq names its product receptor (G protein-coupled) activity modifying protein 2 (gene ramp2). The coding region runs from base 414 to 1028 and encodes 204 amino acids. Gene Ontology annotation, molecular function: coreceptor activity. Gene Ontology annotation, biological process: regulation of G protein-coupled receptor signaling pathway; cellular response to hormone stimulus; calcium ion transport. The transcript is spliced from 8 exons. Gene Ontology annotation, cellular component: membrane; cell surface; signaling receptor complex. The record is from RefSeq and is a predicted model, not a curated record. NCBI's taxonomy places the organism in Eukaryota, Metazoa, Chordata, Actinopteri, Pleuronectiformes, Pleuronectidae.
UCUUUCAGCUCCUCUGUGGUGCCCUUGUACGGGAACAUGGAGGCGAUGGCCAUAAAUAUCUUAUCGUUGGGGAUCUUCCUGCUGCCGCACAAGUCCCUCACCUCCGUCGUGCUCCUCCUCUUCCUCUUGACGAACGCCACGGUCCCCGCUUUGGUCUCCUCCGAACCCUCCGCCGAGCUCCUCCUCAUCGCCCUCUCCUCCUCCUUCUUCCCCACCGCCUCCACCCCGGCCACGACCUCCUCCUCUUCCUCCUCCUCGUGGUCCGAGUACUGGCUCAAGGCCUCCACCAGCUCUUUAAAGACCUCGUCGCUGAUGAAACCGCCCUCUGGGACACGACAGAGCCCUCCUGCGAAAAGGUUGAGAUAUGUAAUCCCUACGCACCAGUGAGGACGCACAGAGCACUGUCAGGCACAAUGACAGCCACCAGCCUCUCGCCCAUGUUCUCUGGCUGGUUUGUGGCUCUUCUCUUCUGGGCAAGAUGCACGACAGUGGAUGGCCUGGUAGAUGAACAAUUAGCUGCACAACCUACCACAACAGUAGGGUAUCACUCAGUAGAGAUGACUGCCAACACAACUUACGGAGAGGCUACCGUGCCGUUUGCUUGUGGGAAUGAUACUCACCGUUGCCCGGAAAUAUGCAACUUCUGUAGUGACAUGUACGGUGCUCCAACAAUGGAUUGCCUGUCAACCCUGAUUGGCCAUUUAUGUCUCAACACUUUUGAGAGUUCAAUGGAGUCACUGAACAGCACUGACUGGUGCAAGUGGGGUAACGUGAGCGGUAUGUACAGUAACCUAAGCCAUUGCACAGAGGAGAUGUCUGACUGUCUCAUGAUCCCGUGGCCCAACCCGCUGGUGGAAGAGACCUUUGUGGACAUUCACUCCAGGUUCUUCCAGGAUUGUCCAGAAGAGGAGUUGAGCGACCCGCCGCCGGUCGUCGUCUUAGCCCUGGUGAUAACUCCCAUCUGUAUGAUCCCGGUCAUGGUCGUCCUGGUGGUGUUCAAAACUAAGAAUGGCGAUGGCAGCUACUGAGGGUCUCAAUUCUUGGUUCACAGUCACCAGGAAAAUGGCGAUUUUGGACCUAUGCUCUGUCCAUUCUCCCAAUGUGAGGACUGCUUGUUUCCACGCAGGCUGCUGCCGCCCUUUAAUCUCACCGGUGAGCUUUCGGAGGUGUGACUGUUUCUGACAAAUUAACCUGCACUUCACUUCUCUGAGGAAUUCUGAAACAUCAGCAGCAGAGAAAACCGAUCAAUAGACACUUCUGAGCCAGAGUUCAUAAUGUCAUAUUCUGUGGCUGAUCAGAGACAAACCCCCUGGUGUUAACAGACGCUGACUGUGACAAAAUCCUUUGUUAUUAUUAAUUCAUGUACUGUAUCGAAUUAACAAUUUUUAGGAAGAGAAACUGUGACAAAAGAUUUGUUUUCAACCACCGAAUGGAAAUUGGAACACUGAUGGUUUUGGUUACUUCCAAACUGGAUGCACAUGUUCGGAAAACGGCUCUGUUUGAAAUGGAGAACACAAUUUUCAGGUUUAUGAUGACAAAAGCUCUAGAGCUUGCAAAACUAUGUAUUUGUUGACAGUCCUCGAUAAGUCUGACACCAUUUGUCUUGGUUAAAGACAAGAUUCUGAAAUGAUGACUUAUUGCUGAACUCGUGAAUUCUUCAAACUGAGCCACUAAUUAGACGACGUACUAUUCAAACCAAGGCUGAUCUGGGUACAGGUAUGGGUUCGUUGUUUGAUAUAUGCAAAUGGUCAGCCACGUGUACACAGGGAGAACUACCAAGGGAGUAUAGUGUGAUGUAUGGAUGUGGUUAUGUGAGUCAGAGCAUAUGGUUUGGAGAUCAGAGGUUACAGAUGGGACACAAUGAAUGGGUACGCCCAGAGAGGGAGAUCUUUUUCCUGGUAUUGUCUAUUUUUGGAAUAGUAUUGAAUCCUUAAGCACUUUCACUGUGACAAUCCUCACGAUCUUAUGUUGAUGAGCUGAACGAAGUGUAUCUAACGUCUCAAUCCAAUUCAGACAAAGGGACAUAUUUAGUUUGUCUGUGCAGCCUAGUGAUAAACACUGAGUGAUGACAAGAAGAUAAUCAUGCUAUCUUCUGCUUGAAUCUUGAUACCCGUGGGUAUGUGUUGUUAUGACGACAAAGCCAUUGUAUGCGCUUUCAGAUUUGGAAUCAAAUGUGUAUUUAUAUACUGUGUUAUUUUUCUGCUAUUGUCAGGACUUACCGUGCUGUCUGUGAGAACACACCCUGCCUGCUCUCACGCCAUGUACUGUAUGUACUUUUUUUAUAUUUUAUACAAUUAAAUCUACAGUUGGAAUGUUGGCUCUA